This is a messenger RNA of Phyllotreta striolata, 486 nucleotides long. NCBI's taxonomy places the organism in Eukaryota, Metazoa, Arthropoda, Insecta, Coleoptera, Chrysomelidae. The record is from the annotation of a GenBank genome assembly.
AUAUCAGAUUCAAAUUGUAAGAUCUUAGCUUGUUCAGCCAGAUAUCCUGGCUCAACCCAUGAUGCUGCAAUUUGGAAUACUAGUACCAUAAGAGCCCAUUUAAUGAGAAAUUAUGAACGAGGAGACAAUUCAACACGAUUAAUAGGAGAUAGUGGAUAUCCCUUAGAACCUUGGCUCUUUACUCCCUUCAUAAAUCCUCAGAUUGAAUCAGAGGAACUAUUUAAUAAUUUAUUGACAUCUACUAGAAACGUUAUUGAACGAACAAAUGGUAUUUUAAAGGGCAGAUUUCGAUGUCUAUCUAGACAUCGAACUCUAAUAUACCAUCCAAUUAAGGCAGCAAAUAUAAUUUACACAUGUUGUGUUCUACAUAAUAUUGCAAUUGAAGCAAAUUUAGAUCUUCCAGAAAAUGAAAUAGAAUAUGAUGAAGUUAAUGAUAAUUUUCCACAAGAAGAUGCAAUAGUAGGUGCUGGUCAAUUAUUGGAUCUU